GGUGCAUCUGCGUGGAUAUACACUAGUCUGUUUGUAUGUAUGCUGGGGAAAUGAGGUCAGAUCACUGAAGGAGAUUUAAUGAUUUCAGAGGGGAAGAAACGGGGUUGAUGCGUGCGUGCAUAACUGCAAGAAAACAUUAUAGCAUAUUCAUUAAAAUGCAUGCAGUUUUAUGAAGCAUUUCUGCAGGAUCUGGUGUUAAAUGUUCAUGUUUGUGUGACCAAGCAGAGGGAAGGUCAGGUAGGGGUGGGGGUUGCGUUGAUAGACGGCUCUGGGUGCUCCAGUGAAGUUGGUAAAUAAGGUUUGACCUCGUGUAGGAGAGAGAGACAGACUGGAUUAAACACUGCCAGCAGCGAGGAGGAGGACAACGACCAACAACCAACCAACCUGCAGCUCCUGCUGCUAUUAAACCGUGUCCCCCUGCCCAGCUUUGUCUGCACUAUAACAUAAACAUUAGCCUGCCUCGCCUUUUUCGCUGACCUCGUCUGGUCUGUUCUGGUUGAGUUGGGGUGGGGGAAAAAAGCGGAGACGACAGCUGCUGUCCAUCAUGGCGGGCGAUAUGAUGUUACUGAUGCGAGGUUUGGCUAAGCUGAGCCAGGCUGUUGUCGAGACUCAGAGCACCACCAUGCGCAGUGCAGCAGGAGUCCCAGGAGUUGGUGCUGCAGUCCAAAGUGUCCAGUCGGCUGCUGAACAAGGCCUCUCUGCUGCUAUGAUGAAAAUGCAGGAGGUGACUGGCCAGCAGCAGACCUCUUCAUCAGAGUCAGAGUUUGACUUUCCUCAGGACGACUUCACGACCUCAGAGUUCAGGGAGGAAGACUUCACAGCAGAUCACACAGGAAGUAGUGAUGGUGCAGGAACUCAUCACGGAGCAGGAGCAGGAGAAGGGAAACAGUCGUUGUUUGACGGAUACAAAGAUCCCAGCAAACAGUUUAGUGGACACACCAGAUCCUACCACCAAGAUGCCAGACGUUUCAUUGGACAUCAACGUCUCUACAACCACAGUCUGAAAAAGCAUUUGUGGGGGCAGCUUUACUGCCAGCAUCAGGUCAGCCAGCUCAGGAGCUACCAUCAGGACCCGUCCACGGUCGGAGGGCUGACGGCUGAAGACAUCGAGAAAGCAAGACAGAGCAAGAGGGCUGAGAGCAAACCGCACAAACAGAUGUUAAGUGAGAGAGCCAGAGAGAGGAAAGUGCCAGUGACUCGGCUUAGCAGACUGGCCAACUUUGGAGGUCUAGCUGUAGGUUUGGGUAUCGGAGCCCUGGCAGAAGUUGCCAAGAAGACCAUCAGACACAAUGAUGUGGCAGGCGACAAAAAAGGUGUUCUGGACUCAAGUCCCUUCCUGUCUGAGGCUAACGCUGAACGCAUCGUCAGAACUUUGUGUAAAGUCAGAGGAGCUGCAUUAAAACUGGGACAGAUGCUCAGCAUUCAAGAUGAUGCAUUCAUCAACCCUCAACUCGCCAAGAUCUUUGACCGUGUAAGACAGAGUGCUGACUUCAUGCCAAUCAAACAAAUGACAAAAGCGUUGAACAGCGACCUGGGUCCUAACUGGAGAGACAAGCUGGAAUCGUUUGAGGACCGUCCGUUCGCAGCAGCGUCCAUCGGUCAAGUUCACCUGGCAAGGAUGAAGGAUGGCAGGGAGGUGGCCAUGAAAAUACAGUAUCCCGGUGUGGCUCAGAGUAUCAACAGCGACGUCAACAACCUGAUGACGGUGCUGAAUAUGAGUAAUGCCUUGCCUGAAGGUCUGUUUCCAGAGCAUCUCAUAGAUGUCAUGAGAAGAGAGUUAACACUAGAGUGUGAUUAUAUUAGAGAAGCCCAGUGUGCAAAGAAAUUCAGGGAGCUAUUGAAGGAUCAUCCGUUCUUCUAUGUCCCAGAGGUGAUCGAUGAGCUGAGCGGCAGCCACGUCCUGACCACAGAGCUUGUCCCCGGGUUUCCCCUGGAUCAGGCUGAGAACCUCUCGCAGGAGCUGAAGAAUGAGAUCUGUGAGAACAUCCUGAUGUUGUGCCUCAGGGAGCUGUUUGAGUUCAGGUACAUGCAGACUGACCCCAACUGGUCCAACUUCUUCUAUGAUCCACAGACACACAGGGUGUCGCUGUUGGACUUUGGAGCCACGAGAGGAUUUGAUCUGAGUUUCACAGAUUUGUACAUAGAGAUAAUCCGUUCAGCUGCUGAGGGCAACAGAGAGGGAGUUCUGAAAAAAUCUAUCGAGAUGAAGUUCCUGACUGGAUAUGAGUCCAAGGCAAUGAUAAACGCCCACGUGGAUGCUGUGAUGAUCCUCGGCGAGGCCUUUGCCUCCACCGAGCCCUUCGAAUUCGGUUCCCAGUCCACCACCGAGAGAAUCCACAACCUAAUCCCGGUGAUGCUCAAACACCGGCUCACCCCGCCUCCCGAGGAGACGUACUCACUCCACCGUAAGAUGGGCGGCUCCUUCCUCAUCUGCUCUCGGCUGGACGCGAAGCUGAAGUGUAGUAACAUGUUUCAAACGGCAUAUCAGAAGUACUGGGAAGGCCGCACACCUUCGCCAUCUCAGUCAGCCUAAACAAAUCCUCAAGUGUCGGGCUUUGAUGGUCAGAUCUUUGGGCCAACGGCAAAGUGCAAGUUGACGGUGGGGUAUGGGGCUGUGAAGACGCAGCACAGCAAAGUGGAGGUCAAGUUACCUACCCUCAUCUGGUCAUCGAGAACCAGCUUACCUUUGUCAUUUUGGGCAAUCCGCUACGAUGAAAAUGAACAGUACGUCUACAUAUUUACAGCCACAGUUUUAGUUUGAAAGGGAGCAACAUCUGGAGCGCUUUACAGCCGACUUCCACAUGGCCUUGAGAGGAUGGACUGAGAAGAGGUGGGCGUGAAGGAGAGAGACUAUCAGCCUUGUGUAUUCAGGUGUAAAAUGAAUGUAAACAGGUUUAUCUCUUCUCAUGCUUUCAAUAUGAUUCUUGCAUCUUCUUUUUGUGUGUUUUGUGUUGCUGUGUUUUGUUGAACAUUUGGAAGAUCACACCAACGAACGUCAACUGCCAGAAAUAUUAUGAAACACUGAUUGUAAUAAGAAAGAGGACUGAAACCCCACAGUCAUGAAAUAAUGGGGUGUUAACACAGGGUCAGACAGCAUGAGUCACAGUAUUGACCAAGUCCGACACGUUUGGGUCACAAAUACUUCGGUUUCUGUUUCUUUUUAAGGACAUUUGAUUAGAUUUUCUGUCUGAAUUAUGAUUAAUCAGGUUUGGUCUAAAUGUAGCCGGCAAAAUAUGUGUAGCAGCUUUGAUAAGAACAAGGUUUGUUUAGACACAAAUUCAGUGUUCAAGUCGAGACAUUGCCAAGUGUUCGAGUUCAGGUGUAUCUAGCCGUUUGUAGAUGCGACAAACUGGAAUUUGUCCACAUUUACACACAAGAAAGUCUGAUUUUUAGCUCAUGUACGUGUAGUAUAUUCUCUCUAUCAGUGUAGCCAUCCAAGUGCUGUUUAUAGCUUUUGGCUUUUUAGGGCGAAAUCUGUGGGUCAGAACGUUGAUUCAAGCGAUCAGCAUGUCUCACAUGACCAUUAUCAUGACAUUCAGGAUCUAUGUGUGUUAAAGAACCUCUGGGAGAAAAGGGAUGAACGUCUGUAGUGCUUCUGCUUUACGUUUUUAUCCUUCAUGUCACAUAUAUGAGUCAGAUUUAGCUCAUGAAUUCCAGUUGAACAAAAAAAAUGUUAGCAUUGUGGCUCAGAAUUAGAUUUCUCAGUAUGGAUUCCACGUGUGCUGACUGUAAGAAGAUGAGGGCUCGAAGAAAGACUGGGCCUGAGCUUAGUCAUAAAUGUUAAUGGAAGAAGCUCAUCCUGAUAUCACACAAGCUCCGGCUUGUGGGUUCACCUUGCCUCCCACAAGUCGGUAAUCUCUCCACACCUUCCCGGGUGUAAAAUCCUCCGUCACCCGGCUGGUGUGUGGCUGUGAAAGUUCUCUCGACUCACGCUGUGUGUAUGCAGGUGUCUGGAGUGAAGCUGGGGGGGAAAAAAAGAGGUGCCUAGUAGUUUGACUUUAUUUUUCAUAUCUAAGACUCUGUGAAAAGAUGGUUUAAAUUUUCUAAAUGCAUUCUAUACUGAAAGUUGUGAUAAAGAUGAUGUAUGAAAAGAGUAAAUGUUUGAUCUAUACUUGUCAUGUGGUUUUUGUGUGUGAUCAUACUUUCAGUCUACUUCAAAGGACUAGCUCUUCAUAGAAGACAUCAAGUAGUUUGUAGUAGUCUGAUAAAACGCAGCUCUCAUUCUGUGUGUAUAUAUACAUGUAUAUG
Molecule: messenger RNA, 4248 nt
Organism: Larimichthys crocea (large yellow croaker)
Lineage: Eukaryota; Metazoa; Chordata; Actinopteri; Sciaenidae
Gene: coq8aa
Product: coenzyme Q8A, genome duplicate a
Exons: 17
Coding region: 545-2533 (662 amino acids)
Biological process (GO): ubiquinone biosynthetic process
Source: RefSeq, a predicted model, not a curated record